AUGGGGGGCAAUACACUAGCAGAGGGCUUCCUUGAACUACAAGCCGAGUCAGGAGCGAAAUGGAUGAGAGUGUGUGAAGAUCCCUCAGCUGAUCGGUUGGCGGAUGUAGUCUGCGGGGAACUUGGUUUCCCUGGCGUUAAAGAAAUGUCCUAUGAGCACGGAGGAUGUUCCUUAGAAGGAGCUGACCAGGACUACGCAUACCAUUCGCAGGAUUGCUCUGCAUCAUCUAACGAGUGCAAUUCGUCGCUGGCGGUCAAAGUCAAGUGCUUUGAGCUUGGAUUCAAAGGAUGUUAUAACUUGAGUAAAAUUCAACUCCAGGACGGAUCCUCAUACGAUUCAACCUCCCAGUGUGUAGCAUCAUGCAGAGAGGACACAUCCAAGGCUAUAGCCAUUAUCAAUGGAAGUGAAUGCUUUUGCUCCACAACCGAUGAAAUCGGACUAUCCUCCUUCAGCAAGAAGGAAGCCCGGUCAUGUGCUCCACAUCAGUUAGUUUAUAAUGCUACUGUUGGCUUCUGCAGUGACCUGAAUGACGACUUUCACGGAUCAUGGGAUUCUAACAUCACAUGGUUUGGUUCCAUUGUUCGUCUCACGUGUGAUGCUGGAUACAUGCUGAAUAGAAGUGGAACACUGCAGUGCAUAACAAAGGUGCCUUCAUACCUUCCUGUCUGGAACGAUUCUAUUCCAACAUGCGAAAUUAUUACAAAACAACAUUUAGAUACUUCUCACUCGAUGACUAGUGAAAAGGGUAAUGCAGCUAUAGCCAUUUCUUCCUCCAUGAUCGCUCUCUUCACCGCUCUCCCCAUUUGCAUCAUAUGUGCUGCUGUCUGACUUUCAGUGACCACAUAUUGACUGGAAUGGAAUGAUACCUGAAGGAAAUGCAGGAAAAGAAAAAUCCAUAAGCAAAGUGCGGCUCCAUCAACAACGGCAACCAGAGAAUCCGACCUGACCAACCGUACCAGAGCUCUCCCACAAACUCCCAUUGACGAAUCCCAACCAACCAUAUUACCUAACAGAUCCCAACAUGUUACCAGAACGCCAAAUAACCUCAACAACUCCUCCACAUUACAUACCUCACUUGAAUUAACUGCUUUACAGCGCGGGAACAAUAAUUACGCAUCAGGUAAUCCGUAUCACUACGCAGUCAGUAUGACUCAUACACAUCAAGCAACACCAAACAUGGGUACUGAUGUGAAUGCUGAAGACAUGACAGAUCAAAACACAAUCAAUGCCGGGCAGAGGACGAAGAUGAUGCCCAUGUUCAAUCGCCCAUUACCACAUAGGCCGAUAUCGGUUGGUGUUCAGGAAGGCCCAUCCCUUCCUCCUCGAGAAAGACAUGUGAUUCACUCUUCUACUCUCUCUCCAAACUUGACACAAAAUACACGUUUAGUAAAUUCACACCUUGGGGCAUGUUCCCUGUCCUACAACCCGCUAACAAACGGAGAACAAGGUAAGACAGUCGACCGAAUGCCACGAAAUUGUGCUAUUACUAAAGAGGUUGUCGUAAUAUAUCCCUUUAAAGGUACAACCUCUAAUGGAAAUACACACCAUGGAUAUUAUUCUGCAGAUGACUUUGAACAUGAUGAAGUGAAUAAGGGGGGCGAUUUUCCACUUGUAUCGUCUAAAUUAAACCCUUUUUACCAUUGUCUAGAGGAUGACGAUCAGCAAAUGUGUAGCAAUGAUUGUGAUACAGAUGUUUUGAUUAAUAAUGAAAGCAAUGAUCAUGAUGACAACCUGGCUGAUGUGAUGGUUGAUAAUGUGCUUUACAACCCAAUGGACUUCUAAUAUUUUCCUGUUUCAAGACAUGAUUGCCUAUAUAUGGUACAAAUACAUUUGCAGGAACCAAUCCCCAGUGACGAGCUAGAUCUACAAGCGUGUGGUCUUCAAACCGGAUUUAAGACCUUCUGCUGUCACGUCGGGGAUAAAUACAUUUUGUUACUGUAAAUUUUAUCUGAUCCUUCCCGAGUAUAGUUUGUCACAAACUAUGCACUUUGUUCUUGUAAAUACACAAGUGUCAUCAUGUAAUGCAUGAAUUUGUAAUAACAUAGUUCGAAUAUUUAAGUGGAUAUUUACCACAUCUCUUUUGAUGAUGAGUAUAUGUGUAAAAUUUGUUCUUGUAUAUUUUCCCCGUCAAUUAUUACUUUUUUUGCACACAUAAACAUAGUUUCUAGUAAGUGAUGUACAUAUGAAAUAAAUGAUUUGUGCAGAACAACUGAACUGUCUUAACGUUAACAUAAAUCUACAUUCAAAUAUACAAGAUUAAUUGCAGGAGAUAGUUAUAAUGCAAUGUUUGUUUGAAUAUGAAUGUUUGUAUUUGCAAGAUACAAUGCUAAAGCGAUCCAGUGUAAAUUAACUUUACCAAUGUGCCUGCAACCAUAUACAUGACACUUUUAAAAUAAGGAAAAUAAUUAAGAAAUUGUAUAUAAUUAUGAUGAAAUGUUGUGAAUAGUUGAAAUAAAUAAUCGUUUAGUAGAAACUAUAAUGAGUAAUUGUAAGCUAUAAUGUCGUGCUAUGGUAUUAAUGGUACAAAUCCAUAAUAAUGUGUGCACUGCCUGUAAGAAAAUAAUUUGUGUUAUUGUAAUUAAUCUUUGUCAUUAUGAUCUCACUACUACAUGUUAUUACCUAUUUUGAUUCCUGUAAUUUUGAUGUUUGCUUUUACUAUUGUACGAAACCUGUAAUUCGGCUUUCGAGCCGCGAUUGAUUUUUAUUUCAAUAAAACCAUUACUACUACUA
Molecule: messenger RNA, 2730 nt
Organism: Strongylocentrotus purpuratus (purple sea urchin)
Lineage: Eukaryota; Metazoa; Echinodermata; Echinoidea; Camarodonta; Strongylocentrotidae
Exons: 7
Coding region: 1-828 (275 amino acids)
Cellular component (GO): membrane
Source: RefSeq, a predicted model, not a curated record